CGAACAACCAGAAUCGCCCAACAAUUCGCACACCACCGAAUAACCACAAAGAUGGCCGCCACAGACUCCCUCGCAGGGGACUCUCAAGUUACUACCCUUCGCAAGAUCAUAACUUCUGAGAAAGAGCCUCUGGCACGUCGGUUCCGCGCAUUGUUCUCUCUUAAGUAUCUUGCAUCCCUCCAGCCUCCCACCGAGCAAACGGUGCCCGCCAUCGAUGCGAUCGCUGCGGCUUUCAUAUCGCCCUCCGCACUCCUGAAGCACGAGUUGGCUUACUGCCUCGGACAGUCCCGCCACGAUGCCGCGAUUGCACCACUCCGACAUGUUCUAGAAGACAAAGAGGAGGACGCAAUGUGUCGUCACGAAGCCGCUGAAGCACUGGCAGCACUGGGAGACAAGAACAGCCUGGAGCUUCUCAAGCAGCUCCGAGACGAUGUUGGGGAAGUUGACGUGGUGAGAGAGACGUGUGACAUUGCCGUCGAUCGAAUUGAGUGGGAGCAUGGCCUACAGAGCAAGCAAGAACAGUUGAAGAAAAGCGAUUUCACAUCCAUCGAUCCAGCACCACCACUGCCACAGAGUUCCGAAAAGCCUUCCAUCCCGGAGCUUGAGAAAACCCUCCUAGACACUUCUUUGCCUUUGUUCCAUCGCUACCGAGCCAUGUUUGCGCUCCGAGAUCUAUCUUCGCCACCUGAUCUGCCGACUGCAGUGCCAGCAGUUCAGGCACUUGCACGAGGUUUCAGCGAUCCAUCCGCCCUUUUUCGUCAUGAGAUCGCUUUCGUAUUCGGGCAGUUGUCACAUCCUGCUUCCAUUCCUAGCCUAGUCGAGACCCUGAGUGAUACCAAAGAGGCGAGCAUGGUGCGCCAUGAGGCCGCAGAGGCGUUGGGAAGCCUUGGUGACGAAGAAGGAGUCGAAGAUGUCCUGAGGAAGUUUCUGAACGAUCCGGAGCAAGUUGUUCGCGAUAGCGUUAUCGUGGCUCUGGACAUGGCAGAAUUCGAGAAGAACGGCGAGGUUGAAUAUGCGAUUGUGCCCGAGAGCAACCCGAUCGCAGCGGCAUAGAUCUGGAGUGAUACACCCAUAGAGUUCAUGAUAUAAUGCGUCUAAAAAGAAAGUACAGCGGCACAUUCAAUUAUUUGUAUUCCAU
Molecule: messenger RNA, 1138 nt
Organism: Aaosphaeria arxii CBS 175.79
Lineage: Eukaryota; Fungi; Ascomycota; Dothideomycetes; Pleosporales
Product: Deoxyhypusine hydroxylase
Exons: 2
Coding region: 52-1053 (333 amino acids)
Biological process (GO): peptidyl-hypusine biosynthetic process
Molecular function (GO): deoxyhypusine monooxygenase activity
Source: RefSeq, a predicted model, not a curated record